Molecule: messenger RNA, 2439 nt
Organism: Schistocerca serialis cubense
Lineage: Eukaryota; Metazoa; Arthropoda; Insecta; Orthoptera; Acrididae
Gene: Scox
Product: protein SCO1 homolog, mitochondrial
Exons: 5
Coding region: 231-1040 (269 amino acids)
Biological process (GO): mitochondrial respiratory chain complex IV assembly; intracellular copper ion homeostasis
Cellular component (GO): mitochondrial inner membrane
Molecular function (GO): copper ion binding; copper chaperone activity
Source: RefSeq, a predicted model, not a curated record
UUCGUGGGUGAUAGCGUGAAAUUGUAUCGAUUGUAAAAAGGAAAAAUUUGGUGACGAAUAAAUUCAUUAGUUAUAUAGCUGAAAACAUUUAAUACAUAGCAUGGUGUCUACUCCCGUCAGAGUGCUAUACGUUCACAAGAAACGCCGUAUCUCUGUAGUAUAUGAGUGAUGAAUUGUACGUAACCUCUCUCUCGUUACCAGUUGGGGCGUGCGCAGAUUGUGUGUAAACAAUGUCGAAAGUUCUGCCGAGACUACAUUAUUUACUUAGAAAUAGAGAUAGUCUGAUGACAAGAACAUGUACCGGUGUCAGAAGGUACGCUACGGACGAUUCAACUAGUACAUCGACAAAGAUUCCAGGUGGAAAAGAAGAUGGGAAGAAGGGAAAGGGUGGCCCAGUAACCUGGAAAACAGUGGGUAUUACAGCUCUUGUAGGUGGUUCCCUGGCAGCUUUUAUGCUCCAUUUAAAGAACGAGAAACAACAAGCGCGCGACCGCGAGAGAAAGCGGCAGCUGGGCAAAGCGGCCAUCGGCGGUGCGUUCGAGCUCGUGGACUGCGAGGGCCGGCCGCGCUCCAGCCGCGACUUCCUGGGCCAGUGGCUGCUCAUCUACUUCGGCUUCACGCACUGUCCCGACAUCUGCCCGGACGAGAUCGAGAAGAUGGUCGCCGUCGUCGAAACGCUCGACAAGCUGGAGGACGUGCCGAAGGUGCAGCCGCUUUUCAUCACAGUGGACCCGGAGCGAGACACGCCCACCAUCGUGGGCAAAUACUGUGCCGAGUUCUCGCCGCGCAUCAUCGGGUUGACCGGCUCGCCGGAGCAGGUGCAGCGUGCCUGCAAGGCGUACCGCGUCUACUCGAGCGCCGGGCCCCGCGACGUCGAAGAUGACUACAUUGUGGAUCACACCAUAAUCACGUACCUGGUGAACCCAGACGGGGAGUUUGUGGACUAUUACGGCCAGACGCGAACUGUCGAAGAGGUCGCGAACAGCAUCCAGUUCAACAUGGUCAAAUACAAUGAGGUGCACAAGAAGUCGUGGUUCUAGUUCGCAGCACCGGCGGAGUGCCGGGGACUGCUGCGGGCCACCGGGGCGUAGCCGUUUCGAGGGACAGUUGCCGAACAUGGGAGUGCCUCGGUGGUGGCAACAGGACAGUCUGUGUUCUCGUUUUAAGCCCGCCAGAUCUUCCGGAAUUUACUUGCACUCGGGACAGGCCCCUUUCUAGUGUUGCAAUCAGAGGCAGAAGCAGGCUGUGAGUAGGAAGAAGGGUGAAAUGAUCACCACAAGUAAUAUUUCAGUGGCAAAAUAUUUCUGGUAACACGCAGGCAUUAGAUCUGUGGCAGAAACCUCAGGCGAGUAGUGGACGAGAGAGAAAUGUAUCGGUUGUGCUUUUUGUAUGCACUCUUUGACAAGCUGUUGUAUGCACUCUUUGUUCUUCUACAUAACUUUCUAGAAAGUAACUGCAGGCGAAGUAAUUACUAUUUCUAAUAUUUUAUUUUGUAGAGGAGGUAUAGUGUAUGAGACUAGUGUACGUUUCUCAGUGCUCUUUGAGAAAAAGGUGACUGUGUACCACACAUUACAUUUUCCUCAUCAUGAAACUCUGUACGGUAAACACGUAUCUUUUGUAUUGGCCCUGCUUGUAAAGACUGCUGCGAUUUUCUUCCAUCAUUCCAGUAUUUUGACAACAACAGGAUUUGAAGGUCAGUACCCACGGACUACCUACCCAAAGGAGUAAAUCCGCUGUUCAAAAACACUGAAAAAAGUUGACUUUGGAAUGUUCUGAGCACUAAUAAAUACAAAACUGUAAAAUAUUACGGACAUUCGAAAGAAAGCUGCGUGUACCUCAGCGCGUAGUGUUCAAGUAUUGUAACAGCAGUGUCAUCAGUUUGAUUCUUGCUACUGUCAACUUUUUUAUUUAUUUAUUUUCUUUACCUUUACAGGAAUUGGCUGUAGUGGUCGAAUGGGUAGAGCACUAGACUCUGGCUCUAGGGGUCCUGGAUUGGUGCAGGGAUUUUUCUUCAUUCGUAUCUCCAGGAGGGCCUCAGGUCUACUCAGCAUGCUGCCAAAAUGAGUGCUAGGGGUCACCCCUGUGGAUAAAGAAUGAGCAGGCCUAGGGUCUCCACACACCUCCUUGUGCACCAGUAGGAAGGCUGUAAUCCACCUGCAGUCAGGCUGAUAGUUCAAUCAUGGGCUUGCACCAUUGACUUUACAUUUACCUUUACUUUUGAUGUGAAUGGUAUAUUUAUUAUCAGACUGAAAACAAUGGAAAAUCCAGGAUGGAAUGUAACAAUAUUAUGAGAGGGAAAGUAGCUACUCAUCAUAUAACGCUGCUGCUGAGUCGCAGAUAGGCACAACAAAAAGACUCUCACAAAUAAGUCUUUCAGCGAUUAAGGCCUUCCAUCAACAAUACACACACACACACACACACACACACACACACACACAC